Messenger RNA from Phyllostomus discolor (pale spear-nosed bat), 1884 nucleotides. Its product is annotated as glycerophosphodiester phosphodiesterase domain-containing protein 4-like. Gene Ontology annotation, biological process: lipid metabolic process. The record is from RefSeq and is a predicted model, not a curated record. Gene Ontology annotation, molecular function: glycerophosphodiester phosphodiesterase activity. NCBI's taxonomy places the organism in Eukaryota, Metazoa, Chordata, Mammalia, Chiroptera, Phyllostomidae. The coding region runs from base 1 to 1884 and encodes 627 amino acids. The transcript is spliced from 14 exons. Gene Ontology annotation, cellular component: membrane.
AUGGGAGUGAGACUGCAAAACCCAGGGUACCAGCAUGGGGAAACUAAAGACUCAAAACCUCUGGCUGUAAAGCCUGUGGGCGUGACAAAGUCCAAUCCUGACACAAAUGCUGCUAUUUUCUUGUAUAUUUUAAGGACUGAAACAUGUUUUUGCAGGGUUGUUUAUCUAAUUACAAAAUGCUGGUUCUUUUGGUCCCUUCUUUUGCUGAGUUUAUUUGGAAUCAUGGUUGUCUACUCCUCAUUGCUGUUGGUACUUGGAUUUCUGUUGAUUUGGGAAGGCUGUGAACUCUACCUGCACUGGUGUCAUAAGAUCCUGAUUGUGCUAGUGAUUGGGAUAUGCACGUUUUUUAUGACGGUUUUAUGCAAAUUCUGGCAUGACCGGUGGCUGACACUGGGGCUCUCACUGAAGAUCUUGGCUCCCUACAUACACCUGAGCAGCAUAACCAUGAUGGUUCUCCUUUCCUGGCCUGUGGCCUUCUACUUGGUCCAUUGGGAACAAGAAGCUAGAUUCAGAAGAAAAAAGAUGAUACACUAUGGGAGAAGAGGAGUAAAGAGAUGUACUAGACUCACAAAGCUGAGAGCUGUACAAGUGGCUAUUGGAUUGCCAUUUUGUCUUAUCCUUUGCUGUCUCUUUGUGGUGCCAUUGGGGAUUCAUUCUCCCUGCCUUCAGGAGAAGGAUGAGUUGGGACCCAAGCCGGGCCUCUUUGGACAUAGAGGUGCGCCCAAGCUGGGGCCUGAGAAUACCAUGAUGUCCUUUGAGAAAGCUGUUGAAAACGGGGCCUUUGGGCUGGAGUCUGACGUAUACAUGAGUUGUGAUGGGGUGCCUUUCCUCAUGCAUGACUAUGACCUGAGAAGAACAACCAACAUCAUGGAGAUCAUGCCAAAUGCCUCCAACGUAACAUCUAACCUCUUCUACUGGGAUUUCCUGUCAACUCUGAAUGCUGGCCGCUGGUUUAUACAACCACAGCUCAAACCAUUUUAUGAUAUGGAACCCUUAUCAGAAGCUGAUAGAGAAAAAGCAAGAAAUCAAAAGAUUCCAAAACUGGCUGAUUUAUUGGAACUUGCACAGAAGGAGAGAAAAUUUGUGAUAUUUGAUCUGAAUAACCCUGCAGGAAAAAACCCUUUCAGAAAAACGAUUAUCCAACAAGUAGUACGUGUGAUCCUUGACUCUAAAAUUGAGCAACAUCUGAUUUAUUGGCUGCCAGGUAGUAAUAGGAAUUAUGUCAAGUCAGAAGCUCCUGGUUUUCAGCAAGUGGGCCGGCUAUAUCCCAUUGAAGUACUUACAAGAGAAAAUAUCAGUAUAAUAAAUGUGGACUACAAGAGGUUGUUCUACAACGGGUUGAGAGAUUAUAAAGCAGCUAACAUCACCAUCAACUUGUACCUCGUCAAUGAGCCGUGGCUCUUCUCACUGGCAUGGUGCUCCAGGAUUCACUCAGUGACCACAGACAAUAUUCAUCUCCUGAGGCAGAUCAAUCACCCUUACUACUUCAUGACACCAGGUUACUAUAUGUUCACGUGGCUUCUCCUGGACGUUGUUUCUUCUAUUUUUAUUGUUGCCAUAUUUUGUUUUCAUACUGAGAAUAUAAGCCUCGAAAAGAGAAAAAGUAAGAAACGAGCUUUAAAAAAUGUCUCUGUAGAGCCACCCUCCCGAGUUGCAGAAAUACCUUGGACUGUAAAGCCCCUCUACCCACCCGUAGCCAAGAGCGUACGACCUGCCGAGUUUCAGCAGUCCCCGAGGAGAAAGAGAACAAGUCAGAGCCAGUCAAGAAAACCAUCAAACACCACUGAUGCCUGCAAGGGUGACACUAGACAACUGAUACCCUUUAAGGAUUCUGAUUCCAUCCUAACCCCCACAUGGGAGGCCACCAGGAAGGCCACCCUCUAA